GAUUCGUCGUGACGAAUCCCACUUCUAUGCCAUUCGAAUGCAACAUUGUUGAGCUGAUUUGCACUAGAUCGAUGAUCGCCAUCUCGCUGAAUUCUCCCAUUCCUUUGUGAAUCCAUCGAUCAUUUUGUGUCCAGGUCUUUUGACGCUACUGGGUCGUGAUGUAGUGCCAUUUCUCAGUGUGUUGUUGCGUGUCUUUGCUCACCCUUGCGCAAUUGGGUCGAUCGGUGUUUGUUUCAUGUGAUUGCUUUGAGUUUUCGUCCCAACGGAAUUGGUGCAUCGGCCGCAAUGAACUACGAUGAGCUGACGCGGCGGGAAUUGCAGGCCUUGUGUAAAGAGCAUGGAUUGCCAGCCAACAAGACCAAUGCAGUCAUGGCCGAUUCCUUGGCCAGCUUGCUCUCGGAUUCGAAUCAGAGCAUUCGGACGCGUGCUCCAGUUUCUACUCCGCCCACGACCAAGUGGGCAAGCAAAACUAGGUCUCUGUCCAAGCCUGAGAGGCUGGAGACUUCUCUUGCUGCUCUCAUAUUGGCAUCAUCCGAGAAACCUCGAGGUAAUGGCAGGCAGGAUACGCUUUUGAAUCAAUCCAGGGAUUUGCCACUGGAAAGGGAAUUGUUUGUUAAACCCGCAUUAGUGUUUUUGACGCCUACUAAACUUGCCCAUAGUACUCUCCUGCCGAAUACAACUCCUCUCCGGCGGAGGAAGAAAACUAGUGUAUCGAUUCUUCAGCCAGGCGCUGAAGACACAACCCCUAGAGAUGCUACACAAGUAGUUCCUGAAGACUCUAAUGAAAAUCUCAGGCUUCAGCAUGAGGAGAUAGAAAUAUGUAUGAGUCAGGCAAUCACGGGGUCGACGCACGAGUCUCAAUUUACACCUGUUCGCGAUGUUGCCAGAGAUAUUCAUGGUUCUUCAGAAACCAGAAAGCAUAUCCUACAGGAUGUUGCGGAAUCGAGAACCGAUGCUGUGAUAGAGCUGAAAGAAGAAAGGCAAUUCGACCCCCCUCAUGAAUUAGAGCCUUUGACGAGGUCCUCUGCUCUUGAUCAAGAUUGCCAGACCGAGUCUAGCUCUACACAGGAGUGUGUCCAACAUGUCCUGAGUCCGCUUCUUCGAGUCACAAGUAACGUCGACACCUUGAUAAAACGAGCCACUGGGAUGCUGGAAAAAUUUGAACAAUGGAAGGUCAACAUUUAUAACGAAGUCGUUCACAACUCUUCAAGUCAAACGCAGUUGUGUGUGAAGUAUGAGCAGCCAUGUUCCAUGAAUUCUUCGUUUGAUAAGAAAAACAAUUUUUCUGAAAGUCCUUGCAAGAGUAUGAGUUUACGGAUUCGUCAAGCUGGCUACAUUGGUCUCACUUCUCCACUGCCGGACCGAAAGGAGGGCAUAUUGAGAGACUUGGUCUCGAAUGUUAACACCCAAAGUAUGUUCUAAACCUUGUCAUGUGGGUCCCGACUUUUAUUAGAGACUUUUGAGCAGGAUCAUGAGCUCAUAUCUAUGCAUGACGGAGCUGAUCACGAACUUUGUGCUCACAUGGGUCGGAACUGAAUAGGAGCUUAGAAACAAAGUGCAGACUACACCGGUAGCCUUGGAAACAAGUAAGGCCAAUGGGGAUCUGAGCUGGCUUCGUCACCUGCAUCUAAAUCUACGACAUGUAAGACAACUUACACAAGCACACGUGCAGUUUCGAGCCACUCAAAGCUCUGGGUUUGUCAUUAAACCCAGAGCUCCUCGUUCAUGAGGUGAGCGAGAGGGAAGAGGUGACGCCAGACAAUUUGGUGCUUGAGCCAUAAUUCAUGGGUAUAAUCUAUCGAAGUCUUGUCUUGUAGAGCCUGAUGCAGAUCUUCUUUGGCUCUAAUUUUUUUUAUUUUUUAUUGGAAAACUGUGAUCUCUCAGUGAAUCUGUUUUUGUGGAACGAUCAACAGCUUUAUCAAACUGAAUGUAGGAACAUCGCUGGUGUUCGAAUUCAGCUUAAUGCCUUCUGAUAUUCUGUUCUGAGGCUGUGUUUAUAUUUAUAUAAAUGCAUAUUUAUAUAUAUACACACAUUCGUGAGAUGAUAAUUUUGUUCUGUUAUACUUCAGCAGAUUCAAGCAUCAGAAAGAACUGGGGUUGUAUUUUUUUUAAAACCUUAUUUACAAUUCAAGUGUCGAUUUUCUUCAUGGAU
Messenger RNA from Physcomitrium patens, 2152 nucleotides. RefSeq lists its product as uncharacterized. NCBI's taxonomy places the organism in Eukaryota, Viridiplantae, Streptophyta, Bryopsida, Funariales, Funariaceae. The record is from RefSeq and is a predicted model, not a curated record.